Messenger RNA from Felis catus (domestic cat), 4239 nucleotides. RefSeq names its product ubiquitin specific peptidase 48 (gene USP48). Gene Ontology annotation, molecular function: protein binding; cysteine-type endopeptidase activity; cysteine-type deubiquitinase activity. Gene Ontology annotation, cellular component: nucleus; cytosol. The coding region runs from base 86 to 1543 and encodes 485 amino acids. NCBI's taxonomy places the organism in Eukaryota, Metazoa, Chordata, Mammalia, Carnivora, Felidae. The transcript has 11 exons. The record is from RefSeq and is a predicted model, not a curated record. Gene Ontology annotation, biological process: protein deubiquitination.
GUGGCGGAGCCCAUUUGGGCGGCGGCAGCGGCAGCAGCAACAGCAGCGACGGCUCGGCUCGGGAGGCGCUCUUCGGGCCAAGGCCAUGGCCCCGCGGCUGCAGCUGGAGAAGGCGGCCUGGCGCUGGGCGGAGACGGUGCGGCCCGAGGAGGUGUCGCAGGAGCACAUCGAGACCGCGUACCGCAUCUGGCUGGAGCCUUGCAUCCGCGGCGUGUGCAGACGAAACUGCAAAGGAAAUCCAAAUUGCUUGGUUGGGAUUGGUGAGCAUAUUUGGUUAGGAGAAAUAGAUGAAAAUAGUUUCCAUAACAUUGAUGAUCCCAACUGUGAGAGGAGAAAAAAGAACUCAUUCGUGGGCCUCACUAACCUUGGAGCUACUUGUUACGUCAACACGUUUCUUCAAGUGUGGUUUCUCAACUUGGAGCUUCGGCAGGCACUAUACUUAUGUCCAAGUACCUGUAGCGACUACGUGAUGGGAGAUAGUAUCCAAGAGGAGAAAGAUUAUGAACCUCAGACAAUUUGUGAGCAUCUCCAGUACUUGUUUGCCUUGUUGCAAAACAGUAACAGGCGAUACAUCGAUCCAUCGGGAUUUGUUAAAGCCUUGGGCUUGGACACAGGACAACAGCAGGAUGCCCAAGAAUUUUCAAAGCUAUUUAUGUCUCUUUUGGAAGAUACUUUGUCUAAACAAAAGAAUCCAGAUGUGCGGAACAUUGUCCAGCAGCAAUUCUGUGGAGAAUAUGCUUAUGUAACUGUUUGCAACCAGUGUGGCAGAGAGUCUAAGCUUUUAUCAAAGUUUUAUGAACUGGAGUUAAAUAUCCAAGGCCAUAAACAGUUAACAGAUUGUAUCUCGGAAUUUUUGAAGGAAGAAAAAUUAGAAGGAGACAAUCGAUACUUUUGUGAAAACUGUCAAAGUAAACAGAAUGCAACAAGGAAGAUCAGACUCCUCAGCCUUCCGUGCACCCUGAACUUACAGCUGAUGCGCUUUGUCUUUGACAGGCAAACUGGACAUAAGAAAAAGCUGAAUACCUACAUUGGCUUCUCAGAAAUUUUGGAUAUGGAGCCUUAUGUGGAACAUAAAGGUGGGUCCUAUGUGUAUGAACUGAGUGCAGUCCUUAUACACAGAGGAGUGAGUGCUUAUUCUGGCCACUACAUUGCCCAUGUGAAAGAUCCACAGUCCGGUGAAUGGUAUAAGUUUAAUGACGAAGACAUAGAAAAGAUGGAGGGGAAGAAAUUACAACUAGGGAUUGAGGAAGAUCUAGCAGAACCUUCUAAGUCCCAGACACGUAAACCCAAGUGUGGCAAAGGAACUCACUGCUCUCGAAAUGCAUACAUGUUGGUGUAUAGACUACAAACUCAAGAAAAACCCAACACAAUUGUUCAGGUACCAGCCUUUCUUCAAGAGCUGGUAGAUCGGGAUAAUUCCAAGUUUGAGGAGUGGUGUAUUGAAAUGGCCGAGAUGCGUAAGCAAAGUGUGGAUAAAGGAAAAGCAAAACACGAAGAGGUUAAGGAGCUGUACCAAAGGUUACCUGCUGGAGCUGGUCUGUAAGAUAUUCUGGGACAGCACUGCUGCCAUUAUGUGCCUUGUUUCUUUCGUGUUCACAAAUGUAUAUGAACAAACUUUCCCCUACCCUUUCUUAUAACCCACUAACGCCAGCUUAAGCACUAUAAAAUUACUAUGUAAAUGAGCAAUAAUUUGAUGCAUAGCAUUCCAUAUAGUUUUCAUUAUCAUGUACUUUUAAGAAUGGGAAGCUCUUAACAAAUUAAAAGGUUUAGGUCAGCAUUCUGCAUAUGUAUGAGUCUUACAGGCAUUUCUAUUUUGUGAGAUACUAAUUUGUUCCUUAAAAAUCUGAUUGGGUUAUGGAAGCAACUCACUGCCCUGACAGUCUUAACAGGCAGUCUUGUCUGUGUACUAUUUUUAAUGAUACUAUUAUACUAAUUUGAAAUUUAAUAUCAAAUAUUAUGCUAAGAAUGGAGAGCUUUCUGCUGACCCUUAAUUUCUUAAGAAUUAUCCCACACAAGCCAGCUCAUCCCUUUACUGUGUAUGUUUAUUCAAGUUUACCUAGUGCCUUAGAAAAUCCCAACUUUUUAAGCCUUCAGUACCAUUGGUAACGAUGUGUCUUUAACGUUUCCUAGGCAGACUUCCCCAUGUCCAAUUCCUACCUAAAGAAGAGAGGCAAUUUAAUCCUAAGUUUUGAAGAUAAACACUCAAGUAUAAUUGUACUUGUGGUUUUGUCUUUUUCAUAUCUUAUUUUUCCAUUACUGGUAUACUCUUUUAAACAAAAGAUGAAUAUAAAUUGCUAAAUCUGUAAGAGUGACUCUGAACAGUUCUUUCUAAACCACAUCUUUAUUUGAUUCUGACUUUUUUUUGUAAUGCGUUGGUCUCACUCUGUCCCAAGGGUUGGGAUUAUUCUAAAGAAUGAGACUGACCCUGAUGUUACUGAAGAUGAUUUGGACAUGAAUAUGAUUCAGAUACCUAAAUUUAUUCAAAGGAGUUGAGACCUAGAAAUCUAUUUUUUGAACUGUAUUCCUAGUUUUCUGCAUUCACCGGACAAGAGAAUGGUUCAAAACUGCAUUUUAUGUUAGAUGCAGUAAAGUCCCUCUCUUUUAAAACCGCAUUGUCCAAAGGCGGGAUGUGUCUGGUCAGCACAUACUUGGGCAUCUCCUGGCUGUUUUCAGUCUCUAAGAAACUGCUCUUGUGUUCUUAGAAUAUCUCUCUGUUAUCAAUACUUUUACCAGUUAGGAACAUCUUCCUCCCAUUUGCAGUAAACAUACAUAGUAGAAUAUCUAUGUCGUGUUAAGUGUUGAAAAUCCAAAAUCAGAUGAAUGUGGUUUUGUGCUGCCAAUCCUAGUCUUUGUUAUGCAUUUUCUAACUCUUACUUGUGUUUGUGAACAUUUAUAUAAAAGAAGAGUCAUUUAUCCUAAAACAUAUGCCUCAUCGGGAACACAGACACUUUUGGCCCUUUUUAUUGAAAUUUAAAUAAGGUAUCUGCAAAUAAUGGUAAAGUACCUCUAGGUGAAGUGUUGCAAAUAUCUUUGAGGCCACAGUCUUUGUAGACUUUUAUAAUUCCCCCCAAGGGAUUUCCUUAUGUUCAAAAUUCAGGCAUUUAAAAAAAAAAAAGUUAUACAUAACUUUAACCAAAAUGUACAUUUCUCUCUGGUAAAUACUGUCACAAGUGCUUUCCUGUUUUGUGAAAUGGUGAGAUGAUAGACCGUUCAGUAUUUCCACCUUGGCGAUUAGAGUGCGCAUUCCUUUUUCGGUGCUUGAUUACCCAUGCCUUCGGAAGACAGUGCUGAGCUGGUUUGCUAGAUCACAAAUCAUAGGGAAUCUGCCAUGAGUCUUUCUCUAGGACAGAAACGUCAGUAGUGUAAAAACUCUCCAGAAGCAGAUCUGCCUUAACUCUUGAGACUUGAGCUCAUCCCUGAUUGUCUGGGAACUCUUGGCAGAGACUGAUCCAACUCUUUAUAGUAAUCGAGAUUGGGAAUGGAAAGACAGACCUAUGUGAACCACAGCCCCUCUUCCUUCCAUGGGUCCUCCAGCACACUAAAACUCGCACCCUGAAUCUAGAAAAUCAGUAGAAUUAAUAAUACAGAAUUCCAUCAGAACCCCAGAACUGCUCUCUGCUCUCUGCCUUCCUCCUCUUACUGUAAAAUCAGAUGUGACUUUUCUGAUCUUCAUGACUUACUUUUAAUUCGUAUGUAACUGCUCAAAACCAAAACAAUAACCUUCAGUUGGAAGUUUUCUGUGGGAUUCGAGUAGGGGAUUGGGAAGUCUUGUCUGAAGCAGACUGCCUUUGAGCCACAUUAUCAUACGGGUCCGGGGUACAGCCACCCUGGGCUUUCAAUUCUAGCAGCCGGCCCUUGGCACAGGGUGUUUUCUGUACUUCCUGGACUCCUUUUCUUGUGAGGGUCGGGAUCCUUAUGGUUUGUUUGCAGUUAGCAAUAGUGGGCAUUGUCUGCUCUUCCCUCCCCAGCACCUGGGGACAUGAGAACACCUGGUGAAUGGUUCUUGAAUGUUGCUCUGUGUCACAGUUCAGUUUUCCGUCCUUUGAUGGUCUUCAGAUUAGUAAAAAUUUUAAUCUAUGUGACUAUAUUUGAGAAAGGAUUAGAUAUGCUAAGAGUUACAUUUUGCUUUCUUGGACAGAGAUCAUGUAUGUUAGUAAAAUUCUGAAGAUAACCAGGUGUACUCUGUCCCUGGCAGAUUAAACUCGAUAAAUGCCAAAUAAAAUUGGGAAGUAUUUUGAA